AUGCCCAUGCACCCUUCCCCCAAGUUGCAUCCCAUUCGUGCAGCACUCCUACUUGUAGAGGGCAAGUGCACCUGUAUCUGCGGCUGCUUCGAUACUCCCCACGAUGCCUCCUCGUUGUGUCACUUCCAGAGGGUCUGCUUUGGCACCGCCCCCAUCCGGUGGGCUUCACGCGGAUUCGAACCCAGAGGAGAAAAAUUGGGCCUCACUUGCCUGGGUAGCAUCACGCCCCCACGUGCCAUACACCCUGUAAACGGAUGGUUCGGUGGCAUGCGGCACAUGGUCUGGAUGCUCCGCCCUGCUCGAUGA
Messenger RNA from Trypanosoma grayi, 306 nucleotides. RefSeq lists its product as hypothetical. The record is from RefSeq and is a predicted model, not a curated record. The coding region runs from base 1 to 306 and encodes 101 amino acids. Lineage: Eukaryota; Euglenozoa; Kinetoplastea; Trypanosomatida; Trypanosomatidae. The transcript has a single exon.